ACAUGAGCACGAGAUUAUUGUAGCACUGCAGCUGCUCGAGCUCUCUACUUAAUACUCGACUCGACCGAACGACGGUUGACAUUAAUUUUGUUGUUGUUGUCAUCGACGAUUCGAUGAUUUUCAAAAGUGUAAGUGCAAGUGCGUGAGUAGUGUACAAGUGUGUCAGUGUAACACUCCGUAUAACGUGUUCUUUAUCGAAUAAAAUUUGAAAAAAUAGUGCGUGCGUAAUUAUUAUCAAAUCGUAAUUAAUAUGUGUGCUCGAUAAUUAUAAUCCAGUGCCUGCAACUGCACUGACAUGAGGUUGAUCAGCGAUCGUCAUCGUCGUCGUGCCCGUUGCUCGUCAUCGUCAUCGUCAUCAUCGUCGUGUCUCGUCGCAGCUGAUUACGUGAGAUCGCCGUCGUCGAGUGUCAAGAGGCCCUCGAUAAAGCUCCAACGGUUCGGAGCAGCAGCUCGUGCUGGUCGCGCCUUUUAUACCAACACUGCGAUUGGCCGAUUUUACAUUAAUGACGAUAUCGUAGCAUUGACAUUGCACAGCAGCAGCAGGACCUACAGCAGCACUACCAGCGCAAGCACUGCAAGAAGAAGCAGCAGCAGCAGUAGCCGAGCCAAUGACAAAGAUGUGACGACGUCGGAAGCGAGAAGGAGCCGCGACGUCGGGGAGGAGUAAAGUCGCUCCCGGCUUUGCGCCCCCGCGCCGCCGCGUAAGAUGCGAGGCCCGCAUCGCUGCGCGUGGCUCGCGCUCCCACUGCUCGGCCUCAUGUGCCUUUCCAAUUGUAAACCCGAGGCGGCAUCGGAGCGACCCGCAUCGUCAUCCCCAUCGUUAUCAUCGUCAUCAUCAUCGUCCUCGUCGACGUCGUCCGUAGCCGCCCGAUCGGCCAAGGCGGCCGCCGCGAGGCCCCGUCAAAAGUCCAGCUCCGCGGGCGGUGGCGGCACGUGGCGCCUCGUCAUCACCCUGACCCAGAGCCAGCCCCAGCGGGCCGAGGUGCAGCGCGCCUGGGAGGAGGCCGUCGAGGAGCUGGCCCACAGCGACGUCGAGCUGGCCUUCGUCGAGGCCCGGGCCUUCGUGCCGCCCCAGCUCAAGCCCGAGGACACGAGCUAUCCCACGGCGCUGCUGCAGAAGUGGUGCGCCGAGCUCAAGCUCGGCCGCACCCUGGUGAGCUUCGUGAUUGGCGGCGGGCCUGCGGGCAGAUUCCUGAUCACGGCCUCGGCCGGCAUGAGGCUGCCGACCGUCUGGAUGCCGCUCACUCAUAAGGAUUUCAUCAAACAGGGCCAAGCGUCGAUCUACGAGUCGCGCAUCGGGACGACCUCGGUGGAGAUCGGCGCGGCCGCCGCGGCCCUCAUGCACAAGGCCCACUGGCGGGCCUUCACCCUAAUGAUCGACACGAGUCUCCUGCCCGUCACGGAUCUCGUCGGCAGUCGACUCCAUCAGCAGCACGAGUCGCAAUUCAUCAGGCCGCGGCGCGAAGGAGCGGAAUCGAGACAGCAGCAGCAACAUCGCGACUUGUUGACGCCGCGUCGCAUAGUCUAUCUGCCGGCCGACGAGAAGACCCUGACGGGCCGACUGCGCCGCGUCGCCGAGGAGAACGGCCGCGGCAGCGUCAUGGUGCUGGCCUGCGAUCUGGCCACGGCCAAGCGGGUCAUCGCCGCUGCCGGCAAGUACGAGAUGCUCGCCGGCCGUUUUCUCUGGCUCUGGCUGGAUUUAAAGUCGGAAUUGAGAGCGAACGAGCCGAACAUCAUAGGCCAGCACGUGCUGCAGAACGCCCGAGUCUCGGUGACGAGCGACCACAUGCCAGCGUCAGCGGUCCACGACCAGGGCCAAGAAUUUACCGCAGCUGCAGCAGCUGGUCCUCCCAUCGCCGGUGGUGGCUUGCAAAACCUGUCGCCGUCGUCGUCGGAUGGAAGUAGCGCCGCCGCCCCCGCUGACGUUAUAAGGCAGACGCACUCGCAACUCGUCAAGGAUAGCAAACACAGCAGCGCCAGCGGCAGCGACGAUGGUAGCAGCAGAGGCAGCAGCGGUGCUCGAGAGGUCCAUUGGCAAAAUGAUAUUCUAGAUCUGCUGAGACAACGAAGGAACCGUCUACUACUGAGUCGUCGUCGCCGUCGAGACAGCGGCGGUCCAUCAGGGGCCAGUGGCGGUGGUGGCCUGGCUUCGGGCGGCGUCGGUGGGCGCGCCUCCUUCGUCGGUGCCGGCCCCGAGGACGAGGACAUCGACGAGGCGCCGGGCCGCGGCUACGAGCGCACCGUAAACUCCAAGAGCUUCAUGCCGCUGGGCAUGCUGGCGCUGCGGCCGGCCAACGCGCGCCUCGGCCCGGGCAGCGCCGACUCCAGUCUCGGCCGGGCGCUGCGCGAGAGCCUCGCCGCCCUGGAUCGGGGCCUGUUCGAGGCGCGAGGCCAGCUGAAUCGACUGGGCGAGCAGCAGCUGCGCGAGCUCUUCGUGCCGGACUGCCUGAACGAGCGUGUGGGCGAGCGCAGGGUUCACGAGGCCAAGCACAACGUCUCGGCCAGUCUGACUCGCCGGCUGAGGGAGGCCGCCGCUCAGGUGUCCGCCGAGAGGUCCGAGUUUCACCUGCUCAAUCUGCAGGGCGUGCUGUUUCCUGGAAAUAAAACGCAGCUCAAAUGGGUGAAGGUGGGCGUGGUGCGCGGCGGCCGCACGGUGCGCCUCGACACGAUCAUCUGGCCGGGCGGCGGCAUCGUGCCAGCCUACAUCGAGCAGGGCCGCGAGAAGAUCGGCAUGCCCUCGUACAAGAUCGUCACGGCACUGGCGCCGCCCUUCGUCAUGAUCACGAAUCUGCAGCAGGGCGCCUGUCUGCGCGGCCUCGUCUGCCGCCUCGGCUCCACAACGCGCUGCUGCUUCGGCUACUCCAUGGACCUGCUGCGCCACGUCUCGCAGGACCUCGAGUUUCGCUUCGAUCUGCACGUGGCACGGGACGGCCUGUUCGGCCGUAGGCGGGGGCGCAACGGCACCUGGAACGGCAUCAUCGGCGAGCUGCUGUCGGGCCGCGCGCAGAUGGCCUUCGCGCCGCUCAGCGUCUACUCGCAUCGCAGCCAAGUGGUGGACUUCAGCGCGCCGUACUACUUCAGCAGCGUGAGCUACCUCGUCUCGCCCAAGGAGCACAACGACAUCUCGCUGCUGGCCUUCCUGCAGCCGUUCAGCAACAAUCUCUGGAUCGUCGUGUUCGUCUCGCUCAACGUCACCGCCUUCAUCGUCGCCGUCUUCGAGUGGAACAGCCCCUUCGGUCUGAACCCGUGGGGCAGGCAGCGCAGCAAGAACUUCUCGCUGGCCUCGGCGCUCUGGGUCAUGUGGGGCCUGCUGUGCGGUCAUCUCGUGGCCUUCAAGGCGCCCAAGUCUUGGCCCAAUAAGUUCCUCAUCAACGUCUGGGGCGGCUUCUCCGUCAUCUUCGUGGCCUCCUACACUGCCAACAUCGCGGCCUUGAUCGCCGGCUUAUUUUUUCACAAUACCCCCAAGAGCUACGACGAUCGUAGCCUUCUGCAGCAGCACGUCGGCGCGCCCAAAGCCUCGGCGGCCGAGUACUACGUGCAGCAGGCGAAUCCGCUGCUCUGGUCGAACAUGGCCCGGCACUCGGUGCCCGACGUGUCGAGCGGCGUCACCCGACUGCUCAACGGCAGCCUCGACGUGCUGAUCGCCGACACGCCCAUACUCGACUACUAUCGCGCCACCGACAACGGCUGCCGCCUCGAGAACUUCGGCGAGCCCAUCAAGCAGGACACGUACGCCGUGGCCCUGUCCAAGGGCCACCCGAUGCGCGAGAGCAUCUCCCAGCUCAUAGCCAAUUACACGAGCACCGGCCUGCUCGACAUACUGCAGGAGAAAUGGUACGGCGGGCUUCCGUGCAUUCCGGGCGCGACCCUCGGCGUGGGCUACGACGGUCAGCCGAGGCCCGCCGGCGGCCAGCCCCGACCCCUGGGCGUGGCCUCGGUCGCCGGCGUCUUCUGCCUGCUCGGCCUCGGCAUGUUCCUCGGCGUCGUCAUCCUCAUCGGCGAGCACAUCUUCUACCGCUACAGCCUGCCCAAGCUGCGCCAGUGCUCCAAGGACUCGGUCUGGCGCAGCCGCAACGUCAUGUUCUUCUCGCAGAAGCUCUAUAGGUUCAUCAAUUGCGUGGAGCUGGUGUCGCCGCAUCACGCGGCGCGCGAGCUCGUGCACACGGUGCGCCAGGGCCAGAUCACCUCGCUCUUCCAAAAGAGCGUGAAAAGGAAGGAACACGAACAGCGACGGCGUCGUAAAAGCAAAGCGCAAUUCUUUGAGAUGAUCCAGGAGAUACGAAGAGCUCAGCAAGAGGAACGCCAGGCGUCCCUGAUCGAGGCGAGGGGAGCCGUGCCCAAGAAGUCGUCGGACGCCAGUCUGCGCCCGGGCGGCGCCGAUCCUCAUCUUGGCGCUCGUGAGCUGCUGCAGUGCUCGCGGGCCAGUCGCAGCCGCAGCCGCAGCAAGAGCCCGAUGGCCCUGUCGCCGAGGAGGCGCGCCGCCGACGGCGUGCAGAGCCGCAGCUCGACCAAUCUCACCGCGUUCAGCAUCGAGCAGGCCAUGGCCGGCGCGGCGGGCCACGGCUCGCCCAUGAAGCCGCGCGAGUUCACCCUCAGCAAUUCCAACUUGAGGGCGCGAAGUCCCCUGGAGGUGGUGGGCCGUCGACUGAGCCACGGCGAUCAGGGCGAGUCGCCGCCGCCUACGCCCAAGCUCGGCGGUUCGACGACGCCUUACGGACCCAAGACACCGCAGAGCUUGGCGAAGAUGCCGCAGCUGCAUCAACAGCAGCAGCAGCCACAGCCGCUGUACACGAGAGUAGUGACGGAGCCAAAAGUUCCUCAGAUCGUGCCGCCCGUGACGGCGAUCAAGGUGACCCCGAAGAGGGGCGAGUCACUGGGCAGCGGAAUGCCGCCGCCCACGCCCAAGCAGAGGAGUCCGACGAAGCGCGGACAGUCGUUCCCGGUUUUCACGACGUUAAAACCGCAGAUGACCAUCGAUACCAGGCAACAUUAUCAAGUAUCGCAAGAGAAGAAUAGGAGUCCUCUGCUGUCGCCGAGCGAAUUGACGUCGGCGAUAGGCCGUAAACUGUCUCGCGAGUGGGGCUCCGGCGAGGAGCUCGGCGAGUACUUCUCCAAGUCGCACGAGCAUCUCGGAGCCGCCACGUCGAGCUCGUCGUCGCAUCACACGCCUCGUCGAGAACAACAGCAGCUGCCGCCUCGCCAGCUGCACCGGCGCAAACGGACGAGCAGCCAAGGUGACCCGGAGCGCGAACGGCCGGUACGUCGCGCCCGCAGCCACGAGAACAAGGAGCACAGGCGGGCCGCCACGGCCGCGCACUUCGACGAGGCGCUGCUGGCCAGGUAUCACCAGGCCGCGGCGAGCCACCAGCAGCAAGCGCAGUCCUCGUCGUCGGGUGGGAUGAGCCAGCGAGCCAAGCGCCAACUCGAGUCCGAGCUCAAGGCCAUACUGACGGCGCGGGCGCAUCAUCUCGAGCUGCAUCCGCCUUGAUGAAGCUUCGGCCCCGAGGCGCCUCGACGCCGUCAACAAUAACUUGUAUACAGAGUAUAAUGUGUAAAAAGUAUAGGCUCGUUCUAAAAACGAACACUGGUCGCUCGCGCGUCUCGGUGUGUAUAAAAUAUAGCGUUAAUAACAAAACUUAUCGACGAUGUACGACGAUACGUGACAAUUUUUAAAUCGAGAGAGAGAGAGAGAGAGAUGCGCGAUGAUCGUCACGCAAGGCCUCUGAGGGGUCAACGACAAUUUUGUCAAGCAUCUCUUUUCGAAUAACCACGCGCACGUGGCUCUAUAAAACCGUCGAACGACGGUAACAAACAUUAUUUAAUAACAAACAAACAAAAAUAAAUAAAAAUAACACACAACACACGUAAACGCAUACAUGAUAAGCAAUAUCAGAUUUCUAUAGGUCAAUUGCGUCGUAUAGCUCAAAGAGGAAAAUCUGAUAGAUUAAGAUUUACGUAUUAACGAAAAUAUUAACGAAAAUAAAUAAAAAGAGCGAACGAGACGAAGCAGUUGUUGCGAAAAUAAUCCUCGAGCGCGCUCGAAGAUUAAUAUGGACGAAGUAUAUUAAUCAACGUAUUAUAUAAAAAAAAAACUAAUUGUUGCGCGUAUUAUAACGGGGCAAGACAACGCGACAAGUUGGAAGCGCGAACGAACGCGAUCUGUACAAUUUUAUGACGAAACUAUUGUAACGACUUGCCGAAUCGACAAUUACUAUUGAUAUACGCGCGCGCGUGCUGACGUAAGGGAAUAUUCGUUAUAUAAUUACGGAUAUAAAGUACUCAAAGUCACGAUUACGUACAUUAUUAUACAUGGUAGAUAGUGGAUGAAUUAUUAUAAUAGCAUCGAGCCGAUUUUAGGGACUAUCAACUUGAUAAAUAUAUUAUGUAUUAUAUACGAAUAGCUCAUGGCACUGCGACACACAAUAGGAUGCAGUAAUAUUAUAAGAAUAUUUUCUUGUUAAAUAUUUUACCUCUACGCUAAAACCGUUGGCCUGAUCAAGUCCCACUCGUUUUCUUUUUUCAUUACAAAUCCUGACGAAAAGAAAAAUAUCGACUAAAGCUUCUUCAUCAUACGCGUAAACGAAAAAUACGAAUCACUAAGGUUUUCCGUUUCGUUUUACAAUUUAGCUCGACUUUCUUCGAGCCAACGGUGUAGAAUGACCACUUAGUAGUACGCGUAUAAAUAAAUAAAAACUUUCGAGCACGACUGCAUCAUAAGCAAAUAAAAUAAUAAAACGCCGUAGCUCAAAAAACGAGUAAGAUUAUAAAAUUUACUUGAGAAUAGUUUAGCUAAAAGUUGAAAAAGGAAAGAGGAACAAGAAAAAAAAAGAUAAUAGAGCACGACGAUCUAGCGACUGAAAAAUAAAUGAUAUAUUGUAUACUUUUCUCAUUCAAGAAUGUACUUUUUUGGCGGUUUAGUAAAAGGAGCGCUCAGACUGAAAAUGACGACAUUUUUUCUCUAAAAAAAUUCGAAAUUUUCGGCUGCGACUUGUGUACAUUAUAUGCUAAAGCUGGAAUUGAUAAAAAUAAAACACGAAGCGACGGUGAUAAAAUAGGCGAAUCCGAAUACGCGAUAUUGUUAAUAAUGAUAAAGAAAAAAAAAACAAAUUUUUGUCAGACUGUUUAUUGUUUAUAUCGAUUGUUAUCCGAUCGUUGGAAAUAGUUACGUUUAAAUAGUCUCCGACUUGUGCCAAAGUUAUAUGAUGCAAAAGGCGAGAAUGAGACAAAGCGCACGUAUACCGCGCAUGGAAAAAAAGCAGAUAUAAGGAGAAAAAAAUGUAAACAAAGUAUAAACUCGCUUAUUUUAAUGAACAAAAAAAAAUCAUUGCAGCAUGGCCUUAGAAUUGUAGUCGUAUCCGCCCAGCAUACUUUGUUAUUCUCCUAUCUUAUAUUGCUCUGAUUUUAAUCUCGAUUGAGAAUAUCUUCUUAGAUAUAUAUAUAUAGAAAAAAAGAGUGAGAGAUCUCGGAUAUAUAUAUGAUUUGAAGCGUUCGCGCGGCGAUUCUCAAUGACUUGAUAUAAAAUUUUAUUGCAUUCCUACACAGUAUGUCUCGUGUAUGUACAAUACAAACACAUUGUACGUACAUGACUAAUUGAAAGGUUUACUCCACAAAAUGUUACUGCGCAUUGUUAUUGUAUAUUGAAUAUAAACAAGUUUGUCAUGUAUGUGACAAGUAGCAUGUGUAUAUCUUUACCUUCCACAUGAUCAACGAAUCGUAGCUCUUUGCGGAGUGAUGUAUUCUAAAAUAGUGAAACUGGCUAAGCGCGACUUUCUGUCCUUCGGAGAUCGUCCAAAAUUUAACGAUCGUUAUUUCAUUUUUUUCCGACUUUUAUGUCUUGAUUUUGGCCCGACUAAAAAAAAAUUUCAGCUGCAACAGUUUCUGGAGUAAUUUUUUCUCAAUGAUUCUUAAGCUAUAAAGUAAAAGGCUGUAAAAUAGUUUAUAAUAAGAGAAUGAAAAAAGUAGUACACUGUAAGGAAAAGAUGCUAUAAAUACUCUAUGCAUAGAAUUGCAUUCAAUCGAAUUUUAAAUUUUAAACAGUACGAUAUGUGUAUGAUGCGAUUAUCAUGCGGGAAAGCAGGCUCGACCGAAUCCUCCAACUAUAAACAGUGACUCUUUUUUGUGAUUCGCCAAGGCUGCAUAAUACACGUUUUCCAAAGUACACACCUUAUGCACACAGACACUUUUCUUCCGUACGAAAAAAAAUGAAGUAUUAAAAAAAAAGCACUCUAUUAAGUACGUAAUUUAGUAUAUAAUACCUCGUAAAUAUAAAUAUAUAUAAUAAAAAUAAAUAAUUAUAUAUAUACUUUCACAACAAGCCUUCUGCGUAUACUAUUAUAGCAAAUGGAAAUUGAUCAUCUUGAGGCAAGGCACAUGAGAAAAAAAAAUUUUAAACUCUACAAUUCUGGCUAAUUUUAAUGCAAAAAUAAAUACAAAAUACUAAACGAAAUAAUGAAAUCUAUAGUAAAAGCUUGACAACUUUAAGUGAUAAAUGAGCGUAGGAGAAAAAACCAUAUAAUUACGAAAAGAAAUCAAUUAAUCGACUAUAGUAACAAAGUAAAAUUCUACAUACGUCAGCCAGAGUCUUCAAAGCCUAAACAAAUCAAAUGUAGACUCAGAGUAAAAAUACAAUUGUAGCAUAAAUUAAAAACGAAAAAAAAAUUAAAGUAAAACUUUGGAGCAGGAUGAGAGCUAUGAUCUGUACGCGCUUUUCACUGCGUGGAAAAUAUCUUUUAUUUUAUUAUUGUUAUUAUUUAUUUUAAAUAUUUAUUUUCUUUCAAUUAAACUCAUUUCGAGAGAAUAUAUUUUGUGUAAAUAUGAGGAGAUAAUGGCUUCUGUAAAACACAAGCUUUACAACAUUUUUUGUCUUAUUUUUCUAUUAAUUGCCAAUUGACGACGAUCGUUUGUACGCCAAUAAGAGCCUUGAUUAUUACUUAAACAUUUUGAAUUUUAAAGUCAAAAUAUUUUAUGUCAACAUGACUACAAUAAUUUCGAUUCUGCCUAGUCACGAUCAGUUCAUGUCCGGACAUAAUUAAUCGUUCAUUAGUAAUAGGCAUGAUGAUUAUCUACGCACUGAAUUCUACAGUUGUGACUCCAAUCUAAUCGUUACAAACAUCUUUUAAUAAUUUUUCGAUAUAUGACGGCUCUUAGUUGUUUCGCUCUUUCAUCGGCAUUCAAUUCAAUUUACACAUUAUGUGAUAUACAAACACUUUGCGCUGCAAAGAAAUGACUUCGCAAAUAACAACGUAACGACGACUUGUAACUCGGAAAGAUAUUUCAAAUACUCAAAUAGAAUCGUUCUCCAGAAUUUCCAGGCGAAACAUUGUUUCAUCGUGAAUCGUGUUUCUUUUGCACAAGCCUUCGCUGCCUAUAAAAGGUUUCAUAAAAUAUGAAUUAAUUUAUUGUGCUUUUACUCACGUCUACUCGAAAAAAUAAAUUCAUCGAAUGAUCGCACUUUUGUGUUUGCAGCACAAUUGACAAAGGUGUUGUCAAAAAAAAUGUCUCGAUUAUUCAAUGUUUGGCCAAACUGCAUUGCAUCUCUCUUUCUUGCAUAAUCGUUUACCUUCACGACGUUUCUUCAAUAAAUGGCAAUAAAUUAAUACGUAUACGUGAUUCCGUGAAAUUCUGUACAAGGAUAUGUAAUCACUGAUAAACAACCACUGCCAUUGAUUAUUAGGCUGGCAACAGAUGAAGAAUAAGAACAAUAUUAGUAAAAAAAAGGGAAGAUUCAAUGAUACGAUUUUUCAUAGUUGUGCGAGUUGGAUCGAUGAAACUCUUUUGAGGAAAUAAAAAUAAAGAGAGAAGAACGAUUAUACGAGAGCGCCGACACGCGUCUUUGUAAAAUUUGUAAGAAAGUAAUUGUAAAACGAAGCGAUAUUAUUGAAUUGUUAAAAUUUUUUUAAACGUUUAUACAUGUAUUUUACUUUUGAAAUCGUUUCAGUGUGAUUAUAAAAUGAAAUUUUCCGAAUGCGACAUAUACAAAUAUGUUAUUCAAGCAUAUAAUUCAAAAAAUCAUCGGAAAUCAUUUGACUCGAAUCUGUACAAAUUUUCAAUUUAAAUUUAAAAAAAGAUCAACUAAGCUCGAUAAAUAAUCCGAUGAAAACUCUGUAACAUAACGAUGUUACGUCUAUGGUGUAAAAAGAUCGACAAAAUUUAUCGAGCUUGCCCGUUGUUGAAAACUUUUGAGUGUUUACAAACGAUAAAUUUGACAUAAUUUUUUAUGAACAUUGAGCAUAAACUUCGAGGCAAUUACGCACAGAGACAUUUUUCUUUUUUUUUACAAUACACGAUGUAUAGAAAACUAACGAUUGCGUAAUUCGCCGAUCAAAGCAAAUCAUCUGUUGCGAUUUGCAAUUUGCACAAUUGAUUCAUAUAGUUUAAAAUGUGAAGUUUUUUUUAUAUAGUCAUUCAGUAUUAUCAAAGUGCAGUUCUUGAUCAUGAAUAUAGUGGUAAUUUUUUUUAUGAUUGUUUGCCAUGGUUACUUGUUGGCGUGCAUUAUUAUAUAUAAAUAUAAAAGUAUAUUC
This is a messenger RNA of Trichogramma pretiosum, 10520 nucleotides long. RefSeq lists its product as uncharacterized. The coding region runs from base 758 to 5488 and encodes 1576 amino acids. Lineage: Eukaryota; Metazoa; Arthropoda; Insecta; Hymenoptera; Trichogrammatidae. Gene Ontology annotation, molecular function: NMDA glutamate receptor activity; transmitter-gated monoatomic ion channel activity involved in regulation of postsynaptic membrane potential. The record is from RefSeq and is a predicted model, not a curated record. Gene Ontology annotation, cellular component: postsynaptic membrane; plasma membrane. The transcript is spliced from 12 exons. Gene Ontology annotation, biological process: monoatomic ion transport; synaptic transmission, glutamatergic; ionotropic glutamate receptor signaling pathway.